This is a messenger RNA of Cuscuta campestris, 1518 nucleotides long. Lineage: Eukaryota; Viridiplantae; Streptophyta; Magnoliopsida; Solanales; Convolvulaceae. The record is from the annotation of a GenBank genome assembly.
ACCCUUCUCUCUCUCUCUCUCUCUCUUCUCUGUAACGGUUCAGUUAUCCAUUGAAGGAGAGCAGAGAAAAGAAGGGGAAAAACACAAGUUUUCUAUUCAUUUUUUAGUUUUACAUUAGAUUAUUUUGUAGAAUCUUUGAAUCUUUAGGGAAUGGGGAAACUUAUCUGUGAUUCGACGGCUUCGUCGCCGGUGAUUCCAUGGAGGGACCCCACCUCCACCCCCUCCAACCUCGAUUCCAUCGAUCUCGUUGACCAGAUGUCGGCAAACGCCGCCGUGGCAGCCGCCGCCACCACGCCGUGGGAGAAUGUUUCUGGGUUGGAGGACCAGCAGAGGAGGAACCUGAUAAAGAUCCAAGCCAAGGGCGUCCUGUGGAAGCACCCAAAAGAUCAGAGCACGUCGGCCGUUUUCCGGCUGAGCCACGGCGGCGAGGUGCAGUCCGACGGAAACUGCCUCUUCACGGCAUCCAUUAAGGCCAUGGGGCUUCCCGCGGCGUCCACCGCCAGAGAUCUGAGACGGCGGACGGUGCUCCGGUUCAUGGAGGAUUUCGGAUCGGCGAGCAAUGAGGAAAGGGGAAUGAUUGAAUCGGCUAUUAAACACAUGUACUCGCCAGAUCUCAAUGCCGGUUGGGGCAUUCACGUUGUCCAAGAACUCAAGCUAUUAGCCAAGAAAGAAGACCGGGAAUCUCUCGACUCGGCCAUUAAUGAGCUCGUUCAGCUCGGAAUGCAGAGAGAAUUGGCUGCGGAAUCUAUAUACAAAGAAAGAUGUAUAGCUGUAGAUGAUGGCCCAAGCUGGGCAAAAUAUAUGUUAAUCUCUGGUUCCCCUGAAGAUGAAUACAAUAUCAUCAACUUGCAAUACACUGAGGAGGGAUUGUUGACUAUAGAUGAGAACAGAUACGGACAUGCUGCUGCUUUCGGUGAUGACAUUGCAAUCGAGUGUCUCGCGACUGAGUUUAAACGGGAGAUUUUUGUGGUUCAAGCACACGGAUCUGAUGCAAUGGUUGAUGAAGAUAAUUGUAUUUUCUUCCUCCCACACCGUCCGAGAAGUGAAAUAUGCGAACCCCCCAUCUUUCUAUUCAUGAAAGGAACAGGGUGGUGUGGAGCUGGAGCCGAUCAUUACGAGCCCCUCAUUGCUCACCCUUCGCCAUUUUCCCAGGAGAAGGUUGCUCUUGUACUUUAGCUUAGAGAGAAGAAGAAACUCAGUGUUCUCAGCUUUGCCUUGCCGCCAUUCAAAAUUUUGUUUCUCUAGUUGCAGAGGAGAGAUUGUCCAUUCUUGUGACAGUCAUCAUUUUUUUUUCCCCUUCUUUUUGGUUGUGAGUGGAGUGACUGUGUGUGGAGAACGGCUUGCCUGUCGCGAUAGUCGGGCGAUUAUUCUUUCCGGCUUUUGUUGUUGUUGUCAAAUGUAACCAUUCAUCUUUGAGUCUUGUUGUAGUGCUAUAUGUAGGCUCUAUUCCUUCCAGGUGAAUCAGUCAGUACUCAAAAGUAUUUCUGGACUUGGUCUAAAUAAUAGAUAUGAUUUCUC